UCAUUUGCCAAUAAAAUAGGAAAAUUGUCCAAAUAAUUCUUAUGAAACUGGAAUCAUACUGCAUUGCACACUUUGUAGACCCGAUCCCACAUUUCUCGUUUCUUGGGUUAUGCUGGUCCAAGGCAGAGUAAGCUUUUCUACCAGACCCUCAAACAACAAGCUCAUUGCGAAUCUGCUAAAGUGACUGCUCAGUGACAAUGAUGAAGGGGGAAUCGUCACAGUCGGAGCCGAUUCCGCUGCUAACAAUAAGGCCAGGGGAAGAAGGAGAAGAACCCAGAAGCAGUGGCAGAAAAAGGCAACUGCAAUUGCAAUUGGUCACCCCCUCACGGUCAUUCAAACUUCCCGAGGGUUGGCUGGUCGAGGAAAAGCCCCGUCCCCCUAGCUCUUCCCGCCCGGGCCAUACCCAUAUCGACAAGUAUUACUAUGAGCCUGGCACGGGACUGAAGUUUCGUUCACUGGCAGCUGUUCAGAGAUACCUAACAGAAGGGCAAAUCGAACAACAUACCAGAAGAUCAAAACCAGGCAAUGAGUGUACUGUGCUGAUUACACCACGCACCAGGAGGACCAGUUCAUCCUUUGUACUACCUGAUGGUUGGGAAGUUGAGGAGAAGCCACGGAGCAAUAUUAAUUAUUCUGGUUAUGUAGACAGGUAUUAUAUUGAGCCAGGGACUAGAAAGCGGUUCCGUUCUUUAUUAUCUGUUGAGAGGUACCUAACAGAAGCAAAUGAAGAUGCUCCACUCAAGGCAUUGAUGCCUGCCAACAAGUCUAGUCUUUCGCCUGGCUCUGGCUUUCAAAAGAUGAACAAUUUGGGCGAGAUCCUGUCCCAGAAAGUUAUUUCUGGUUCUGUGAGGAGAAAUCUUUCGGGCGAUUAUGAUGCACCCUCCAAUCCCAGCCCUCCAGCAAAAGUUAAUUGGGUCCUCGGCGGUCCUGGCGGGAAUAUGUGGAACGCCUUCAUGGACGACUCUAAGGUCCCGGAUUCUGUAAAGCAAAAAUGGUCCGAGACUUUUGUAUCAUCCGUCUCUGGUGAAAACGUGAGCGUGCCAAGGUUUUAAGUUAUGAUUGUUCAUCCAAGCUCAUGUAACAUGAUGUUUUCCCAGAUCCUAACGUCUUAGAGAUCUGCAGAUGUAUGCUAUAGAGAUGUGUUGUAGAAUAAAGGAGCAGUUUGUACAUUUCGAAGAUUAAGAGAAAGACAAUAGCACAUUUUCUACUGA
Molecule: messenger RNA, 1211 nt
Organism: Malus domestica (apple)
Lineage: Eukaryota; Viridiplantae; Streptophyta; Magnoliopsida; Rosales; Rosaceae
Product: methyl-CpG-binding domain-containing protein 7-like
Molecular function (GO): DNA binding
Source: RefSeq, a predicted model, not a curated record